ACUUUUCGGGCUACUCCAUCUUUAACAUAGAGAAAAAGACAUUAAAAGAAAAAGCCCUAAAACUGCAGGUUGACCCCACAUGAGGGGGGUCUUAUCGAAUCUCACAGCUGAAGAGGCUCAUCAUCACAUGAACAGGUUCCCCGAGCCAAUUGCUCAAUGACCAGGGUCUCCCUCUGCGGGAAGAAGCUCCCGGACGAGGUGAUCAACUCUGCGAUGGUUGCUAUAGCUUAAUGAAAGUCCCAUUUCCAAGAGUUUGAGGUGUAUAAAAAGCUCCAAUCACCAUGAAUUUCGUCUUAGUUUGUGCUCUAUCUUAAAAGUCUGUACUUUGUGUGAGGAAGGAAGCACAGAGGAAAUUAUGAAAGUGAUUGCUAUUUUAGUGAUUUUUGCGAGUCUCGCGGCUGCAGUACCCCUUCCGGAUGGCCUAGAACCACAUAUCCCUGUGCUGGAGAGGACAGAGGUGCGCGAUGAGCACGGACAGUAUGCUCUGAGCUAUCUAACAGCCAAUGGGAUUGCAACAGCCGAACAGGGUGCCCUAAAGCAAUCUAAUGAGGGAAAUGUACUCGUACGUCAGGGAUCUUGGGCAUAUCUUGGCCCCGACAAUGUAAAGUACAUUGUAAACUACGUGGCAGAUGAGAAUGGAUAUCGUGCCACGGGAAGUCACCUCCCUGAACCACCAGCAUCGUAGGCAAAAAAAUGUGCUGGACAAGCACAUUUUUUUUUAGUUUUAUAUCUCUUCUUUUU
Lutzomyia longipalpis is the source of this 741-nucleotide messenger RNA. RefSeq names its product endocuticle structural glycoprotein ABD-5-like. Gene Ontology annotation, cellular component: chitin-based extracellular matrix. The coding region runs from base 356 to 685 and encodes 109 amino acids. Gene Ontology annotation, molecular function: structural constituent of chitin-based larval cuticle. The record is from RefSeq and is a predicted model, not a curated record. The transcript has 3 exons. Lineage: Eukaryota; Metazoa; Arthropoda; Insecta; Diptera; Psychodidae.